Molecule: messenger RNA, 1667 nt
Organism: Cryptotermes secundus
Lineage: Eukaryota; Metazoa; Arthropoda; Insecta; Blattodea; Kalotermitidae
Gene: Sas10
Product: something about silencing protein 10
Exons: 10
Coding region: 199-1566 (455 amino acids)
Biological process (GO): maturation of SSU-rRNA from tricistronic rRNA transcript (SSU-rRNA, 5.8S rRNA, LSU-rRNA)
Cellular component (GO): nucleolus; small-subunit processome
Source: RefSeq, a predicted model, not a curated record
GGGCAGUGAUCCAGUGAUCAUCGAUGACGUCGUUGAUUGGGCGCUGAUGGUACUGAUUGGUAGUGAUUUAGUCCGCAUCUACAUCGUCCACAUGGCAAGGUAGUAAUAAAGUAGGUGUAUAAAGUGUUUCAGAUGGUGAUUUGUCAGUAUCUGCCGUAUGUUUAGUGACACUUUAUUUCGGAAAAGAAAACUUAAAUAAUGAAUAAAAGAAAGAGGGCGAAAGUUGAUGAGGAAAGUGAUGUCCCUUACAUGCUGUCCGAUUCUGGGGAUGAAUAUUCAGACACAGAGAAAAUAUUGCUAGAGAAAACGAGAACAGAUGGGAAUUCAGACAUUGAAGAAAGUGAGGAGGAAGUGUAUGGACUUCCCUCUAAUGACAGUAGUAGUGAAGAAGGUGAGAAGAUAUCUGACAGUGACAUUGAGGGGCAGGAGGAUAACAGCAAUAACCUGCCAAAUGUCAGAGCUUGGGGACAGAAGAGAAAAAACUUUUACAAUACAGAUUAUGUAGACCAUGACUAUGGAGGUUUUGAUGAAAAAGCUGUUGAGGCCGCAGAAUGUGAGGAGGAGGAAGCCAGAGCCAUUCAGAAGAGACUAGCAGAACAGCUGGAUGAAGGGGACUUCUCGCUUGAUAUGUUUGCACAGGUACCCCUCCAGAAGGAAAAAGAAGUGGAGGAAGAGGUAAUAAAGACAGACCUCAGUAAACUGAGCAAGAGGCAAAAAUUGGCUCUUCUCGAGAAAGAGUCUCCAGAAUUCUUUGGCAUAGUAGAGGACUUCAAAGCAAAUAUGACAGAGCUUCAGCUGAAGAUUGAGCCCAUCCUGAACCUCAUCAGAAAUGGAAAGUUACCAGCAUCACAAGCUGACAGUUUUAUUCGAACAAAGUACCACCUUGUGCUGAAUUAUUGUAUCAACAUAGCAUUCUAUCUGCUUCUGAAGACUAAGCGAAUAGCAGUUCAGUCUCAUCCGGUAGUGCAUAGGCUGUAUCAGUAUCAAGAGCUGCUAAAACAGUUGAAACCGGUGGAUGAGGUAAUGAGUCCACAGAUAGAGUCGAUUUUGGCAGCGGUACAUGAUGGAAAUGAGACCACAGCUGUCACCAGUAAGGAGACAAAUCAUGAUGGAAGGACAAAAGCUCCUAAGAAGAAACUGUUGAAGUUCCUCUCCAAUUUGAAAGGAGAAGCCAAAAAUAAUGAUAGUUUGAUGAAACUAUCAGCCAAGGGUACUGCCAGAGAAGCAGCUGCCAUUGCAGAGGAGGGUAUCCCACCUGAUAGUGGAAUUGCUGGGUUGAAGAGCAAGGACAGUUCUGGUAAGAGUGAACCUGAAGAAGACAAAGAGGCAGAAACAAAGGAGGAAGAGAAGCGAGGAAUCACAUACCAGAUUGCCAAGAACAAGGGUCUAACUCCACACCGUAAGAAAGAGCAACGGAACCCACGUGUAAAGCAUCGCAGUAAGUUCCGUAAAGCCAAAAUACGCAGAAAAGGACAGGUGCGAGAGCCUAGAAAAGAAAUUGAAAAAUAUGGAGGAGAGAUCUCAGGAAUAAAAAUUGGCGUUGUGAAGAGCAUCAAGCUGAAGUAGAUGGUGCUUGCAAGGUGAAGGCAAUAAACAGGAGCCAUAAAAUAAGUGUACCAUUAAAGUGAUAAAAGUACAAGAUUCAAUAAAGUUUCUCUUGAUGAUGC